AUGGCUCCCACGGCGGUUGAGGAGGGUAUUGUCCAGCAGUUGGUCAAUGCUGACAAGGUGCGAUGGUGGAACAAGCCCAACCUGAGGACGCUGUACCUCCUACUUGUGCCGUUCUGUCUCUUCAUUGAGUCAACGUCUGGCUUUGACUCGUCGAUGAUGAACGGUAUGCAAGCACUGGUUUAUUGGAAAGAGUACUUCAAUAAUCCUGAGGGCGGUAUGCUGGGCCUAUUGGUCGCGUGCUACAAUCUGGGCGCUUUGACAUCGAUUCCAUUUGUCUCUAUCGUAUCGGACCAUGUUGGUAGGAGAUGGAGUAUUGUGUUCGGAUCAGUCAUUAUGAUCAUUGGUUCGAUCAUGCAGGGACUGUCUCAAAACCUGGCCAUGUUCAUUUUCUCGCGCAUCUUCCUCGGCCAUGGUAUCGUCUACGCUAUCAUCGCAGGUGCCGCCCUCCUCGGUGAGCUGGGUCAUCCCAAGGAGCGUGCUUUCUUGGGCUCCAUGUUUAACGCCUUUUAUGGUGUCGGAGCUGUCCUCGGCGCAGGCAUUGUCGUCCGCACGAUCAACAUCCAGAACGACUGGUCCUGGCGUCUUCCUAGUAUGCUGCAAGCUCUUCCGUCCCUCCUUCAGAUUGCUUUCGCUUUCACCGUCCCCGAAAGCCCACGUUGGCUCGUUUCCAAGGACCGAUCUGAGGAGGCUCUCCAGAUCUUGAUCAAGUACCACGCCGAAGGCGACGCCUCUAACGAGUUGCCACACAUUGAACUUGCCGAAAUUCAAAAGGCGCUCGAGAUCGAAAACGAGUCCCGUAAGCGCGGAUGGAUGGAGCUAUUCCAGACCGCGGGUAUGCGCCGCCGCUCCCUCGUCUCCGGCGCUCUCGGAAUGUUUGUACAAUUCUCCGGAAACUCGCUUAUUUCACAGUAUCUGGUUCCUAUUCUUGAGAUGAUUGGUGUCACAGAUAGGCAGCAACAAGUGCGCUACAAUGUCGGCAAGGAAGCGUGGGGUCUCAUCGUCGGCAUUGUGCUCGCUGGUAUUACGCCCAGGUACCCACGUAGGCGCAUGUACCUGCUCUGCGCGUCCUGUCUCUUACUAUGCUACACCGGAUGGACUGUGGCCCAGGCUCGUAACCGCAUCACUGGGUCGGUCGAGUCUGGCUACGCAGUUUUGGUGUUCAUAUUUUUGUACAGUCCGGCCUAUUGUCUCGGAUACAACGCAUUGACGUACGUGUACAUGGUCGAGAUCUUCCCGUACUAUGUACGUACGAAGGGCUUGAGUUGGUUCCAGCUAUGGAGCAGGUCUGCAGUCAUGUUCAGCAGCUUUGUCAAUCCGAUAGGCCUGAAGGAUAUUGGCUGGAAAUAUCUCUUGGUGUACGUGUGCUGGCUGUGCUUCGAGGUCGUCUUCAUCUAUUUCUUCUUCCCCGAGACAUUUGGCAAGACUUUGGAAGAAUUGACCUUCUUGUUCGAUGACGAAGCAGACGCAAAGCAGGCACUCGCAGCUACAGCAGAGAAGGUGCUGAAUGAUCCGACUGUUACCGAGAUCCACGAGUCGGCAGAGAAGAAGGCUUAG
Molecule: messenger RNA, 1554 nt
Organism: Didymosphaeria variabile
Lineage: Eukaryota; Fungi; Ascomycota; Dothideomycetes; Pleosporales; Didymosphaeriaceae
Exons: 3
Coding region: 1-1554 (517 amino acids)
Biological process (GO): carbohydrate transport; transmembrane transport
Cellular component (GO): membrane
Molecular function (GO): carbohydrate:proton symporter activity
Source: RefSeq, a predicted model, not a curated record